UCCCAGUCAGCCUUCUCGGCAUCGGAUCGGAGCCAGACGACAUUGGGGCCAAGACGACGGCACGGUAGUCAGUCGCCGUCGGAGUCUCACGCGGUGUGCGCGCCAGUUGUCGGAGUCAGUUGUCAGCCCGGCUUCACAGCGAGCGGACGUGUGCGCGUCUAAUCUACGCUCCGUCUCUUGCUCCGGUUCGCCCGCGAGUUACACAUAUAUAUUAUAUAUAUAAAUACGCUCGCAUUCAUUGUACACACGUUGUAUAUAUACUAUAUAUAUAACGAAAUAUAUAUAUAUACGCGUUCGCCGUCGCGGAGCUCACACAGUGCAACGACGCGGUCGGCCGCGAGUCAGCGCGGAGAGAGUUCAAGUUCACUCGCUCGAGAGGGAGGAAACGGGUCCCCCUCGUCGGACGUCCGCCAGUGGCCAGCAGUCAGUUGUCCGUCCUCUCUUUUCGGGAGUGCUUCACGCGAGUGCCCUUCACGCGCAGACAGAACGCGUACCACUUGAAUUUGAGUACCCGCCCAGUCGCCCGAGAGUGUCUUCGUGGAGAUAUUACGCGCGCGCGGUGUGCAAAGUUCUUUUCCCCUCUCCAGUCGUGUUUUCCGAGAGAUUCGUGUUACGGGGACGACUGUUAUGUCGCUGUGACAGCGCGCCGGAGGUUCGACGAACGGAGCAUCGUCGCCGCCGUGCCGUUCCCGUUUCGACGAUCGCAACCGCGAUAGUCACGCCUUGUGGAAUCACCGCGUUUACGCGGGGGAACUCUCUGUGCGUAUUCCACGCGUACGGACCGUUCGACUGUCCCGAAGGUCGGCGACUGGAUCGACGACAAAAGUGGAUCGCCGUUGUUCCUACGCGCGCUCCGGAUCGACGGAAUCUUUCAAGAUUGAUGUACUAAGAAGACAAAUUAUGGUGGCAGAGUUUGUCGCCCGCCAGAGUGGAUCGCCCAUCAAUGGUGAGACCGCGUGUCUGAACAGCAACAUGCCGGCCACGCACACAAUGGCCCAUAGCGGCGGUCACGGUGCGCCCCACGGUGGGCCCCACGACGUCCACGGACCCUUAACGGUGCCCCUUACCACGCAUCCCGGCCAUCACGGCGGACCACCAACUGCGAUUCAGCAGCAGCAGCAGCAGCAUCAGCAUCAAUCGCAGCAGCAGCAGCAGCAGCAGCAACAGCCACUGCCGCCGCCGCCGCAGCAUUCGCCCCAACCGCCGCACCAUCAUCAUCACCACCACCAGGACCAGCAGCCGCAGCAACAGCAGCAGCAUCAUCACGACGGGCCGCAGGGGCAGCACCCGGACAACUACGGGCCCAACUUCGACAUACGGAAGGAGCUGUUCUCGCAGCGCAAGCAGCGCGAGUUCAUCCCGGACAACAAGAAGGACGACAGCUACUGGGACCGCCGCAGGCGCAACAACGAGGCGGCGAAGCGGUCGCGCGAGAAGCGCCGCUUCAACGACAUGGUCCUGGAGCAGCGGGUGAUGGAGCUCAGCAAGGAGAAUCACAUCCUCAAGGCGCAGCUCGAGGCGAUACGCGACAAGUUCGGGAUCUGCGGCGAGUCGGUCAUCAGCACGGAGCACGUGCUGGCCGCGCUGCCCUCCGAGCCGACGAUCAGCGUGAAGCGCGCGAAGCUACCGGCGUCGGCGGCGCUCCUCUACGCCCGCACCCCGAGCCCGGUGCACACGUCGGUGAUACAUCAGCCGGUUAGCGGCGCCCGCUCGCCGAGAUCGCCGGCCCAGCUCUACGUGCCCGAGACGACCGCCUAUCCGGAGACCGAGAGCUUCCAGUAUCCGUACUCGCACGCGGCGAUUCAUCACCUGGACACGACGAGCGCCCUGAACCUGUCGUCGCGCGGCCGCCGGGCGCAGUCGCCGUUCGAGCUGUCGUCGGGCAGCGGCGACGAGGCCGGCGGCCCGCAGAUAGGCGUCGUGGGCUCCCAAAACAACCCGGCCGCGAACAACAGCCUACCCCAUAAGCUCAGGCACAAGUCGCGCAUCGGCGACAAGGACGCCGCGAGCGCGCUCCUCGCGCUCCAGGGGAUCAAGCAGGAGCCCGGGCCGCGGGCAUCGCCGCCCUGGGACGAGGGCUCCAGCGACGAGCGCGACUCCGGGAUCUCGCUGGGCGCCGAGUGGACCGCGCCGACCACGGUCCCCACGGUCUCAGACGACCGGGAGGUCAAGAUGAAGCUGGACCGUCUCGCCUCCGAGGUCGCGUCCUUACAAUCGAUAUUCCGCCUUGGGAAACCCGUCGGCGCGGCGGUGGCGGCCGCGGCGGCGGACAGCCUGGUCACAGGUCACUCCGCCGCCACGGUCAACGGACCGUGAAGGACGCGGCCUCCCUCCUCUUCUGAGGAUCACUGAGAGUCCUCCCCCUCCUCCCUUCCUCCUGGCCGGAUGUCGGGAUCCUUGGAAAAUUGGGAGACACGGAGAGACGCCCGCCGUCCGGAGGAGGACGUCGUGGGCAAGGGCGACGGACCCUCGGACCGUCGCGAACAACCAAUUUGAUCGCGCCGAGCUGGACAUCGUGUUUGCGAUCGAGCGAGGAAAGGGGAUUCCCCCCGAAGAAAUACUUGGCGAUUAUUUUAAGGACGAAGAGAGAGUUUUUUUUUUCGCGUGCCGCGGUGCAACGCGAGCAGACCUGCGUGUAGUGAUCAACCUACGUUCGUCCGACUCGACGCUGAGGCAAGAGCAACCCUUGCGAUUACCGAUCGCCGGCGAUCUGCUCGUUGCGCAGCGGGUCAUCGAUAAUAACGGGCGGGAGAGACGCGGCUGCGUCUCCGCGAAAAACUUUAAUCCUUCGACCCGUGGGUCACGUUAUACCUCCCUCUCCCGGGACGCGCGAGGGUUUCUCUACCGAUGAAACUUUUACCCUUAUUGUGAUACGCGAGAGACGUCAGUUUGAAAAACGAAUCCCACCCUCGACGGGUUCGGCUAUCGGUCGAAGGGUUAAAGUCGUUCCUCCACUCUUGGUUCCGAGGCGAGGUGGAGUUAGGCGAUUAAGAGCCGACGCGAUACCUUUGUAGCCCUGUAAGUUAUGUUGUAAGACUCCCGUAGGCUAAUCGUUCUUCUAUUAUUACCAUUAUCGUUAGUGAGUGAGAGAGAGAGAGAGAGAGAGAGAGAGAGAGAGAGAGAGAGAGAGAGAGAGAGAGAGAGAGAGAGUGCUUUGUCGAUUCGAGCGUAUAUCGCGGCGCACCAAGGCAUCGCGAUCUGUAUUACAUGAAGUUUAAUUGUUACACGCGAGUUAUUCUCCCCCGAUUGACGAUUGGUCGCGCAACCGGCUAUCUCACUACCAUCGAAUGUCUCACAAUACGAUUCGUUCCCGCGUAGCGAGGCAGGGAUUAACUUCUUCCUUCUCCUCUUGUUCUUCUUUUUUUUCUUCUUCCUACACUUUCAUUAUCAUCGUCUCCUUCCUAUCUCUCGCGAUGACGACGUCUCGCGCAGCGGAGAGUUCCGAGGCGCAGCUUCCUCGAGUCACAAUUAUUUAUUCGCCCAGAACCGACCGAACCUUCGCGCACACCCGCGCGAUUAUUGUUGAACGUCGAGAACUUUCGGAAGCGAUGUCUACUUUGUUCAUUCCGAAUUCGCUCUUUUCUCCUUUUUUUUUUCUAUUUAUUGCUUCUUCCGAAAGCCAUUCCUGCAAAACCUGAACGAAGCUCCACGAAUCCCCGGGGUUGUCUUCUACCUUGUUUCUUCUUCGUACCUUCGGGGUUUCUUAGAUUCCAUCCGAAUCCGCGCUGGUCAAUCCUGGACUUAAAUCCCCGCGGAGGGUGAAAGGAAGAGUCCGCAUUCACACGCCAAAUUUUUCCUCGCGACUCUUGCGCGACUGUCCGUCGUCUCUCCUUUUUUUUUUUUUUUAUACUUUUGCUAUCUAAAUCCACGCUACGGUCAGUGUAGCGGCGAGUGUCUGUAUAUAUGUAUAUGUAGAGAGAAAGAAGAACGAAAGUACAUCUGUGUUACAAACGCCGGACGAGGAAAAAGAAAAAAAAAACGCUAAACUUUGAUGUAUGUACAAUACAAUCGCCGCGGAAAGUCCUCUCGGAAGGCGGAAUUUAGUGCGUAUUUCAAGUAUUAAGCGAGCCUAUAGGUAUAUGUAAUAUAUAUUUACAUAGCAUAUACUUGCAAGAAAUAUAUAUAUUAUACGCAUAUAUAUAUUUUUUUCAAAUUAAUGUAUUUUUCGAUAUCAUUGAAACGAGCUGUAAAACGCGUGGCACAACGCAGAUUUGUGCUCGAUUACGUGCCGUUGCAGAUUCCGAAGGUGGUGCGAGGAGUUAUGUAAUACGGUGAGGCAGAGAGAGAGAGAGAGAGACCAGUCGAUAUUGAAAUUGAGAUCGACCGGGGCCGCCGACCGUAAUCAAAGCGUGAUUUUUCUCGCGUGCGAGCGCGAGGAGAGAAAGGAAACAGAAGGAUAAAAUGAUAGUGGAACAAAAUCGGUGACGUGAAGAAAGAAAACCGGCGAUAUUUUGCUGAUCACUGUCCCCGCUAAUCGCGAUCAACCACAUUCGUUUCUACCACAUGUGAUACGCUAUAGAGCGAUAGAGAGAGAGAAAGAGAGAGAGAGAGAGAGAGAGAGAGAGAGAGGCGCGGAUCGACGUUAAUCCAAGAGCAACCGUAAUAGCGAAGAGGCAUCUCUAUUUAUUGUACACUAAUCGCCUAUCUGUUAUAUACGGCGGAGAGCGUGCGACGACGAGGACGAAAAAAAUUAGAGCUCAACUGCAGUGAGAGAACUUUCCCGCAGAAUUUAUUCGUAGGAUGUCAUAAAUAUGGCUUUCAAAGAAUUUCAUACAUGAUAACAAUAACAACAAUAACUUUAUUGUGUGUAUAAUAAUAAUAAAAUUAUAUUGCAGAAGGUUACAAAAUGCUACAAAACACAAAAUUAUUGCUCAAUCAAUAAUGCUGCUUGCAAACUUGACAUCAAAUUACUAAUAAAAAGUUAAAAGGCAACAUGAUGAUAAUGAAGUUCUUCAAAAUCCAUAUUGUCUCACUACCAUAAUUUGGAUAGUAAAUUCUAAAAGAAAAAUCUCCUCGCAAACGGCGUUUUGAAGUCCCCUCUCGCGAGACGAUCCGUUGCGUCCUCAGUGGACAGGAUCUCGUCUUUAUUCCUCUUGCCCCUCUGUAAUUUUUUACUUUACUCUUCCCGGCGUGAAUGUUCCAUAUAUUCUGUAAGAUUGUAAAUUCUGCGGUCAGCGUCAAUGAACAUGCAACAGUCUCGCGCGAAAGGAGACUUCGAACGCCGCUAAGACACCUCUUGAUCUUCCUACAGAAAAUAAGUUGUUCUUUCAUAUUAAGUAAAUAUAUUUUUUUAGUAUCAUUUUCUAUAUUUAAAUAAAUAUUAGCAAGCAUAAAAUAAUUUCCUUAUAUAUUACGAAAUAUUUCUUUAAAUGAUACUACAAAAUAUAUUCACUUAAUAUUAAAAAAGAAAUUUUUCAGCUCAACCGAGCGGAUGUAAUAUAAAAUGUGAAAUCCACGAUGUCGAUUAAAGCACUCAGAUACAACGUAAAUAAAGCAAUAAAACAUUUCGCAGUCAUCGUCGUCGUCGUCGUCGCCGAACUCCGACACACUGCAAAGGACGACGUUCGCCAGCAACACCGCCGCGUUUCGCUUGUCGCGUCGCUUGUAAAAUACCGAGAGUGCCUGUUGUAACGACGAAGUCACAGUGUGCGCUUCUCGCAAGAGAGAAGGAAACGAGGAUGCUGCACCACGUGUAAAUACGUUGUCUUCUAUUGUUAUAACUAACGAGCGCCCGCGAUUUUCGCAAUCAACGUCGACGACGAGGUCUCGACCACGGUUCCAGAUUUUUAACACGCUCUACAUAGACCCAGAUACACAACAAACCAAACAUACACACACCCCGAUUACUCGCGCAUCUUUGCCUCGCUCGCCCCGAAGACGGUCAACGAUAACGCGACACGAUCGUCGCGAGAGAGAGCCAAACACGUUACAAAUUUGUAUGUACAUAUAAACAAUCGCACCCCUUUUGCCAAAAAGCAGUUACGAGGACCGCCGGAGCGUCGGCCGGAGAAGGAACGACACCCUUUUCCUCCCCCUCGCACCUUCUUACCUUUUUCCUUCACUUCUACUCUCUCCUUUCCCUCCCCUUCCCAAUUGUGCCCCGCGAGAUCGUUCGCGCGCGUUUCGACUACAGUUCCUAUAUGCACUAUACUAACGGUAAAGCGACUUAGAGGCGAGGAUCGAUGACCCGUCGUCCGAUUUACGAUUUAAAAAGAAAACAAACCGUAAUUCCAACCAAUCGAAUAAGCUUGGUUCUCCUUUCUCCGGCUGCUCGGAGAUGCGAGUAUUUAGACUCUAAGGGACAUAUCCACAGCGCGUGUAGUGUACUUGUAUAUGAAUACCGAUAAAUAAAUAUUUUCAAUGUUUUUGACACAAGAA
Messenger RNA from Monomorium pharaonis (pharaoh ant), 6378 nucleotides. Its product is annotated as basic-leucine zipper transcription factor A. The transcript is spliced from 2 exons. Lineage: Eukaryota; Metazoa; Arthropoda; Insecta; Hymenoptera; Formicidae. The coding region runs from base 901 to 2316 and encodes 471 amino acids. The record is from RefSeq and is a predicted model, not a curated record. Gene Ontology annotation, molecular function: DNA binding; DNA-binding transcription factor activity. Gene Ontology annotation, cellular component: nucleus. Gene Ontology annotation, biological process: circadian rhythm; regulation of DNA-templated transcription.